AAUAUCCAAAGAGUGAAGCGGUACGAUGAAGAAUAUCAGUCAAUCGUUGACUGUGACUGUAGGAGGACGGUACGCUCCGCAGUCGUGUGCUGAGUAUAAAUCGGGAUUGGUUGAUGGUUCUCCAGUAAGCCCCACCUACCAGGUGGUCGUUCGAAAGUGUAGUUGUGUAGUUUCUUACAACGAAACGACGGGCGCUGCUCUCUCCUCGACGUAUCCAAUCGCGAGAAAAUCUGAAAUGAGACGUAUCGGUGAGCUAAUAUGUGACGGUUGAGAGAAAACGAGGACCAGGAACGUGUGAGGGUGGUUUACGCGCGGGUGCUACCACUUUCGAAGCGUGACGAAGAAAACGGACCACGUAAAGAAGUGGCAAAGGUGGAGAUCGUGAAAAAAGAUACGCGUCGAGAAAACGAAGGAAAAACGCGUGUGUGCCAGAGCUACGUGCAAAAAGAAUCCUCUAUUUCGGGGGGGGGUUGUAUAUAUCUUUCUCUCUCUCUUUGUGUCUCUCUACUUUCCUCUUUUUUUUUUUCUUUCUUUCUGUUUCUCUCCAUCGUUACUCCGAUUUGUUCCGAGUGAAAGUAUCUAUCUCGUUGCGGCAAGUGUUUUCUCACCGCGUUGUAUGCGUCGUUCUCGUAUCGCGGAGUAACAAGUAAAGGUAAAAAAAAAGUGCUACGUUUAACUAACAAGGACGUCAGCUGUGUGCGCUUUUACGAAGGGGACGUGUGCGAGAGAGAACCCACUGUUGAGAGACAGAGAAAUGGCGGCGCUGGCGGCAGGUGUCCAGUAUGGUUUGUCGUCGCAUAGUAAUUUUCACGAAAACAAGUCCCUGAUCUUCGUGAAACUCACCGACUCGGCGCAACGUGCCAUCGAGGACUUCCUCAGAAAUCGGAACAAGACCACCCAGAACCCUACUAUACAGUUCCUAGGAAACGAAGGGCAACUCUCCUUUCCAUCUACCCAAUCCAACCAUGGAUCGACAGGGUUUACGUUUAGCCUUUCUGGCAAUCAGGACAUCGAGGGUCCUCAGGGUAGCUUCGAAUGCAUCCAACAGACAGGCCCUAAGAGCCUGGAGAGUCUUGGCGCAUUGCCGUGUAAAAUGCGGAUACAGGCGAACGACGAUGUGUACGAGACAACCAGGCAUCGGAUGGCCGUCGCCGAGGAGAAUAACAAGAAUAAAUGCACCAGAGUUAUCAAGCCAAACGGACCGGACAUCGGGCGCAAGGUGAAGGUGAAAACUACCGGAAGAACUAUUCCAUCUCCAUCACCGUCGAAUUCGAGGUAUCGGGAAUCGACGAGCAUUCCAACUUCCGUUAGUCAGCCUAGAAUGUCUUCCUCUUACAAGGCUGCUGUCAAUAAUCAACCAACAGCCCGAAAUCAACCAGAGAAAAAAAUCUCCGAUAUCAUGCGUAGACCACUCAAGGAAAGGCUUAUCCAUCUUCUUGCUUUGCGGCCAUACAAAAAGCCGGAAUUGUACGAUCGUAUAAACAGAGAGGGCAUCAAAGAUCGAGAACGUACCGCUAUGACGACAAUUCUGAAACAGGUAGCUUUCAUGAGGGAUAACACGUAUCAUCUGCAUAGAUACGUCUGGAAUGACGUGCUAGAAGAUUGGCCUUAUUACACGGAACAGGAAAAAACGAUGUUGAAAAGAAGAAAACCUCAGAAUCUAACGCCUCCUGGUUCUAGCGAUGGAUCCAGCGGCAGCGGGCAAUCCCCAAAUUCCACUCAUCCAGGUUCACCGCCUGCGAUUACAGCACCUCCACCCUCAUUACUGAGCAACAAGCGACCAGGUUAUUACCAGGGUAACGAUGGAUUGCCUACAAAAAGACCACGUAUAUCUCAUUAUAAGAAGCCAGAAUUGAAUUCUGGAUCGUCGAACAUGGGAGAAAAUGGAAGGACGGCUAGUAGUAGUGGUGGAAAUAGUAACAGUGUUAGUGUCGUUUCCAGUGGAUCCGGUGGUAGUAGUAGUGCUAAUGGUGGCAGUGGUGGUAACAGCGGUGGUGUGAUCGACGGCUGGGAUCAACGACAACAUCAGCGUGAUCGUCGUGGCGAUUAUCGACCCGAAAGAACAGCAAACAGUGAUGUGCUACGAGGUGGAAGCUAUGGUCAUGGAAAAGCGUGCUUGACGCCAACCAGUGAUAGUGAAGAGACCAACCAGCACGGUCAUCGGGACGGGAACACCGGAAUGUCUGCGAGCAACGUCGCUAACAAUUCGACAACUGGCCAUAGUAGUGUAGCCCAUAAUAAUUCUUUGAGCGGCAGUCGUCAUCAUCACGGAAAGACUGCAAUGCUUGCUAGCGAAGCGAAUGCCGGUACGGCUGUGAAUUGCGUGGCACGUUCGAUGCCGAGUGCCGCGAGUGACGGUGGUAGUGCAGGUAGUUAUAGUGGUAGUUCGAAUGGAAUACUCGCCGACAGGAGAGAUAGAAGCGAUAGGAACGAUAGGGGACGCUCUGGCGACAGGGAUCGUGACCCCAGAAAGAAGAAUAACGGAACAGCCGAUAACUCGUAUAACGACUUAAUCGUACCUAACUAUGCCGCCACUGAACAUAAUCCUGACGGUCUUCACUUAGAGGAGAGUCCUAAAUCAUCGGAGUAUCCGGACUACCUCACGUAUUAUACGACAAUAAGCAGUUUAGAACAGAGAAGACGUUACAAGGCAGAAUUCAAUGCUGAUUAUGAAGAAUAUCGAAGGCUGCAUGCUCAAGUGGCGAAAGUAUCUAAACGAUUCAUUCAGCUUCAAGAUCGUUUGAGACGGGAAGAGGCCUCUGGAAAUUGGGACGAAUACGAGGAAAUAAGGCAGCAAAUUUUGGACGAGUAUAGCGAGACAAAACGCGAUCCUAAGCAUAAGGAAACGAAACAUCGUUUUCAUUACUUGCAUGAAAAGCUAAGCCACAUCAAGCGACUGGUAUUGGAAUAUGACACGCAGAACUGUGGUGGCAUGGCUAACAGCAGCAACGUCGGUAGUAGCAACGACAUGAAGGAAAUGGAUAGUUUGCACUACUGACACAAACUGAAAAGGCCGCUUUUUACUCUCUACCUUUUUUCGGUUGUCGGUAUGCUAUUAUCUUCAGUGUCGAAGAAUUUGCAUUUUCUCGGCAUGUUCCAAGGCUGAUCUAAAACGGUCCACAUGGUUCCUGAGUUGUAUCGCCGAAAACAAAGUCAAGUACUCUCUGAACCGGAGUUGCGAGGAUAUAUACAUGUAUAUAUAUAUAUAAACUCGCACAUCACGAAGAACCUUCAAUGCUGUUGUUGAAAAAAUUUGCGUGUAAGUUGAGGAUCUCUCUUCUGUAACUGAUUUGUGCGCGCGACUGUGAUGAUCUCUUCGACUUACGUUGUGUGAUCAUGAGCGAUCAUCGGGAUAUGCUUGCGUGCUACUUCGACCAAUGGUAACCAGAUUGAUAAAGGAUCUUUUUAACGACAAUCGGUACAAUUUGAAGGGAAAGACGAAGUAUAAGAAUAAUGGAAAUAAAAAAAGAAAAAGCCUGAAGUCCAUCCGAGGAGGGAGAGAGAGAGAGAGAGAGAGAGAGAGGGAGAGAGAGAACAAUGAGGAAAAAGGGCAUUCGCGGAGAACUAGAUAUAUAUGCGUGAACUGAAAAAAACACAGAGACGUUUCUUCUUGAGAAGAAAGAGCUCUGUCCUCCAAUGGAAGAUAGGAAGAAGAAUAAUAGGGAAACAGCGAAGAAAGAAGAUAAUGGAGAAAAAAGUAUACUCUAUAUAAUUAGUUACUUACCGUGCGCACAUGUAAGUGCGCACUUCCAAGCGUGUCGUCCAAUUUAACAUUAGAUUAAAAACAAAAAGGAAAAAUCGACAGUGCGAAUGCGAGAACAGGGUCCAAAAGGUAAUAAAGGGCUUAUCACGUGCCACGUCCUGAGGACACUGCGUUUCUUUUUCCAUUGGAAGGAAAAAGAAAGGAGACUAGCACAGAGACUGUCCACGAGCUGCCGUGAAUCGUAUAUAUGAUCUGCUGCUCGCCAUUUUCUUUAUUUCUUUCUUUCUUAUUCUCUUUGUUCCACCAUUUCUGAUUGUCUUUUUUUACGUCUUUCCUUUUAUCUUAUUUCUUUGUUCUCAUUUGCCUUAUUAGAGAAAGAAUAAAGGGAAUCCUUAACUUUUUCCGCUAAGAGAGAGAGACUAUGUUAUAUGCAUCGUAAGGUUAGAACGAUUCUUUGUUACUUCUUCGUUCUCUUUUUUGUUUCUUCACCAUACGGCCCAUCUCUUAUAUCAGGGACUCGGUCGGUGUAUCUUGACUUAGUAGGCAUAACUUGGAAAUCUAUCUUGUAACGAUGAAAACAAAAAAAGAAAAAAAAAAAAGCGUAAUAAAACAAAAGAGAGGAAGGAUGAGAAUACGUUAAGCACUCUUUUUAGAAUUAUCUGCCAUAAAGUGAUAUAAGAAAACGAACGAACCAAUCACGUGCGGUUAGCUAUGGUUGGACUUUGCGCUUCAGAUAUGCACGAAAGAAGCAGGACUAAAGUUUAGGAAAAUGAGAAUGAGACGAAAAAUAGAAUUGGCUUCGUUACUUCCAAAUCGCGCGAUCGCUCGUAGUGGUUCCAGUUGUGUGGUAUCGUUAUGCUAGGAUACAUCCGUUUUAUACGAUUUCAUAACUGUUGUUAGUUAUUGAAAGGCAGAUGGUGCGGAGCCAUCACCGAUACGAAAUAAAAGAUAUUUAACAAACAGCAAAUUAAAAAUCCCCCCCC
Bombus pascuorum is the source of this 4686-nucleotide messenger RNA. RefSeq names its product RNA polymerase II elongation factor Ell (gene Su(Tpl)). Gene Ontology annotation, molecular function: cis-regulatory region sequence-specific DNA binding. Gene Ontology annotation, cellular component: transcription elongation factor complex. The transcript has 10 exons. The record is from RefSeq and is a predicted model, not a curated record. Lineage: Eukaryota; Metazoa; Arthropoda; Insecta; Hymenoptera; Apidae. Gene Ontology annotation, biological process: positive regulation of transcription elongation by RNA polymerase II; snRNA transcription by RNA polymerase II; transcription elongation by RNA polymerase II. Bases 755 to 2998 code for a protein of 747 amino acids.